AUGGUGCGAUCUGACCAGACCAACUUCCUACAAGAAGAGGCACUUGUCGGAAGAUUUGAUCCUACUGGCGCUGCUUGCGAAGUACGCCAACUCGCCACGCAGGAUGACACUGGCGGCUUGAGACCGGGGAUACUACUGCUGCGCGUUGAUGCCUUCCCACAUUUAUACCAUACAUUCGUUGCAGCUGCAAGUCAUGCAGGGAGAGGCAGCCCUCACACCGCAUUGGCCAUGGCUAGAGGCAUGGAGAAGUUCAAGCAUUCGUCAAGGAGCGCUUGCAUGUAUUUCUCAAAGGCCGUGUUCGAAGCUGUUUGGGGUUGGCUGAGCUUUGGCCAGGCGCAGUCCAUGCACAAGCUUUUCGAUCUGCUCGAGGACUUCGUGCCAGCUUUUCUGGAGACUGUGGAUGCCAGUGACUUCGGCAUUUUCCAGGAGCUGGAUGGUUUCCAUUAUGGCCCAGUGGAACGGAACACCUGCGUCUCAAUCCACUGCUUCCUGGACAAGAUCCAGGAGCACUUCCCGUCAAUUCGACAUGCUGCGCUGCUCUACAAUGCGCACUUGGUCUACACCAACCUGGCCUUGAGUGACAUGAGGGUGCUCUAUUCCUACUUGGUGUCCUUCAACGGCGCCGUCUCCAGCCACAAGUUGAACAGACCGCCUUUUGGCAGGAUCCCCACAGCUGCUUCGCAACCGGGCGGAGGCAGCUCCUCGUUUGGCAGGGCCUUCCUGCUUUCCGAGGAGGAUGUUCGCUCUGCGUGCUGUCUGCGGUGGUCGGGCUUCUUGCGAUCGGCUGCCCGGGGAGUUUUCCAAGUCUCCAUCCUGGCGCAUGGCACCGUCACCGUCAUGGCGGCCGAGAAAGCCACUUCCGGCCUGGAUCUGGAUCUACAGGCGGUUGAAAACGUUCCACGAGACACCUUGGUAGCCCUUCUUCGACGGAAGGACAAAGAAGUGAAGACACAGCAGGGCAAGCUUGAGAAACUUGAAGAAAGGUAUGUCAAGGUUGUCCGCUUCAACAAGAUCCUCAUGGAGGAUCGUCAAUCCUUCCAGCGGUUCUGUCACGAGCUCCUUCCCGAAUGUGAUGGAGCUUUCGAAGAAGCAGCUGCACAAGAAGCGCCAACGGAUCUGAAUGAGCUUCUUCGACAGCUGGCAGUGUGGAGGCGCGGAGCCGAGGCCGCCAGCGAGGACCGAAAGGUCUUCCAGCAGUUCUUGACGCUCGUCUUUCCUUCCGACGAAGUUGUUGCGGACUUGCUCAAGAGGCCCUCGCUGGGUGAGGAAGCCUUAGAUCGUUUGCAACAACGGUGGAUGCAGUUGGAGGACUUGCACAACCAGUCCCUAGCCAGCUUGAACGAGAUGGCACGGCAGCAGGUGGCUGACAAGUCAUCGGAGAUUCAGGCAUGUCAGAAGGCACUGCGCGCUUCGGAGGCCCAAGUUCAGGAGCUUCGGCUGUAA
Messenger RNA from Symbiodinium necroappetens, 1443 nucleotides. NCBI's taxonomy places the organism in Eukaryota, Dinophyceae, Suessiales, Symbiodiniaceae. The record is from the annotation of a GenBank genome assembly.